AUAUAUGAUAGUAAUGAGUAUCAUGAAAAACUUCUAUGAUAUGACUAGCACUUGACUAUGUGUUUUAAAAAAAUGGAGGAGAAACUGGAUUCACCCUUAGCGCAAGAUGAAACAAGCGAGAAGGUUGCAAAGAAAAAGAUAACUAUCGUUGUCGACGAGGAUGAUCCUUGCAUCAAGGACAAACGAAAAAUUGAGGAGUUUCAACUUCGUACUCCUGGCAAUGAUCCAAGGUAUGCAUGCAACGUGAAAUUAAUCCAUUACAAUCAGUCGAGUUUACGCUUGAUCAUCAUUGUAAUUCCUUGUAGAUUUCAGCAGCAAAAUCAGACGCAGAGAUGCUUCGUGAUGUAUACCGAUUUUUAUCGCUGCGAACACAUUUUAGGUAGAGAAUCCGAGGCGUGCACGUGGUUUAAAGAUGUUUUCACGUCGAUUUGUCCAAACGCCUGGAUACAGCAUUGGGACGACCUCAGAGUUACAGGUCGACUACCCUGGCACAAAUACAAAACUCAGGGCGCCUUUCCCGGCAGCAAAUAUGGCGAAUAAAACUUAAUCUUCAAAUAAAAAUUAAAGUUUUGUAACGUUUGGAUAAAUAAAUGAUAAUUACGAUUAGUUAGAUCUUCAAGAGUUGUAGUUAAAAUUAAAAUAGGUAAGUUGUAAAUUAUAUGCUUUAGGAAAUUUAUAAGUAAAGGUGAAGGAUAAAGGAAGUGAAGAAGAAUGUACAAUUAAAAGAUAGCCUUUAUAUAUGAAAAAAA
Molecule: messenger RNA, 749 nt
Organism: Ooceraea biroi (clonal raider ant)
Lineage: Eukaryota; Metazoa; Arthropoda; Insecta; Hymenoptera; Formicidae
Cellular component (GO): mitochondrion; respiratory chain complex IV
Source: RefSeq, a predicted model, not a curated record